CGCUUUGCAUUCACAAAACCAUCUUGUGGGAAAAAAACAAAGAAAAAAAGAUCCAAAACCUUCCACAAGCCUCGGUUAAAAUCAACGCCGUCGUUUUAAAUAACCUUUGCCAGGAGGUUGCUGAAACGCUCUCUAACUAAGGUUUGAAGAGCAUUAACUUCCACAAAAAUCUACAACAUUCAAUCUUACCAAAAUCCGAUUACAUGUCAUGUUAGACUGGCUUUAAAACUGAAAAAAUCCAUCCAACCAAUCAAGAUUCGAAAAGCAACCAAGCUCAGAUAAGCUUUACUAUACUUUAUCUUUUCCUAAUCUUCUUCACCCAAAUAAAGAGCUCUCUCUCUCUCUCCUUGUACUUCCCUUCUUCUUCUCCCCCUCUGUGAAAAGAGCACAUUCUCUCUCUAUAAAAUACUUCUUUUUUUGGUUGCAGAGAAUUGGAGAGAAAAUCAAUUUCUAAGGUUUUCAAAAUUAUAAUAAAUUUCUCAAAAUUUCAUUCAAAAUAAUUGUAAAAUUUGCUUCUAUUAUUGUUUGUUUUUUCAUGGUGCUUUCAACAGUUGUUGUUUCCGUAUGUUUCCGAAUCAACAAAUUUACUCCAAAGCCGAAUCUUAACCCUCCAUUCUAAUGACUUUCACCAGCAGUGAAUGGCUCUAUUUCACUCUCGCGUUCUCCAUUUCUUCACCUUCCUCCUCUACACCACUCUCAUCUCUCUUUCCUCUUCGACCUUCGAAUCGGAUUUUUUUAUAAUUGAUUCGGAUUCGGAAGCUCUUUUGUUCCAUCAAGACUACUCUCCUCCCGCACCUCCUCCUCCGCCUCCUCACGCCCCUUCAGUAUCUUGCACUGACGAUCUCGGAGGGGUAGGUUCUCUGGAUUCCACGUGUAAGAUUUUGGCCGAUUUGAACCUCACUCGUGACGUGUACAUAGAGGGAAAGGGUAAUUUCUACAUCCUGCCCGGAGUUAGAUUCCAUUGCCCCUCUUUGGGCUGUUCUGUAACCCUAAACAUCAGCGGAAACUUUUCCUUAGGCGAAAAUUCGACUAUAGCUACUGGUACUUUCGAGCUCGCGGCUCAUAACGCUAGUUUUCUAGAUGGCUCGGCCGUCAACACUACGGGAUGGGCUGGAGACCCACCGCCACAGACGAGUGGGACACCUCAGGGAGUAGAAGGAGCGGGCGGCGGUCAUGGGGGCCGCGGCGCUUGUUGCUUGGUGGAGGAUGGUAAGCUGCCGGAGGAUGUCUGGGGCGGAGAUGCUUAUUCGUGGUCAUCAUUGCAUGACCCGUGUAGUUAUGGGAGUAAAGGAGGGACAACGAGUAAGGAGGUGGAUUACGGAGGUGGAGGUGGUGGCCGGGUAAAAUUGGAGAUUAAAGGGUUGUUGGAGGUGAAUGGGAGCUUGUUGGCUGAUGGGGGUGAUGGAGGGAGUAAAGGAGGUGGUGGAUCCGGUGGUAGCAUCUAUAUUAAAGCUCAUAAAAUGACUGGAAGUGGCAGGAUAAGUGCUUGUGGAGGUAAUGGUUUUGCUGGUGGGGGUGGUGGAAGAGUUGCAGUUGAUGUUUUCAGCAGGCAUGUUGAACCAAAAAUUUAUGUGCAUGGAGGAAUUAGUCGUGGCUGCCAAGAAAAUGCUGGUGCUGCUGGAACCCUUUAUGAUGCUGUGCCUCGAAGUCUUACCGUUAACAAUCAUAAUUUGUCAUCAGAUACAGAAACCCUUCUUCUAGAGUUUCCUUACCCGCCACUUUGGACUAAUGUCUAUAUUCAAAAUUGUGCCAGGGCCACUGUUCCAUUGCUUUGGAGUCGUGUCCAGGUGCAAGGACAGAUAAGUCUUCUACGUGGGGUGGUGUUGAGCUUUGGGCUAGCACAUUAUGCAUCUUCAGAGUUUGAACUAUUGGCAGAAGAACUGUUAAUGAGUGAUUCUAUAAUCAAGGUCUACGGGGCUUUACGUAUGACUGUGAAAAUAUUCUUGAUGUGGAAUUCCAAAAUGCUAAUAGAUGGUGGUGAAGACGCAGCUGUUGCAACUUCAUGGCUUGAGGCUAGUAAUUUAGUUGUUCUCAAGGAAUCAUCAGUCAUACAUUCGAAUGCAAAUCUGGGAGUACAUGGACAAGGUUUAUUGAAUUUAUCAGGACCAGGAGAUAAGAUUCAAGCGCAACGUCUGGUCUUAUCACUAUUUUACAGUAUUCAUAUUGGACCUGGAUCUGUUUUACGUGGUCCCCUAGAGAAUGCAUCAUCUGAUGCUGUGACACCAAAGCUUUAUUGUAAUCUCCAAGAUUGUCCCAUUGAACUACUUCAUCCACCUGAAGAUUGCAAUGUGAAUUCGUCUUUGUCUUUUACACUCCAGAUUUGCCGAGUUGAGGAUGUCACUGUUGAAGGUCUUAUUAAGGGAUCUGUUGUUCAUUUCCAUCGAGCAAGAACGGUAUCUGUACAGUCUUCUGGAAUAAUCAGUGCAUGUGGGAUGGGAUGCAUAGGUGGUGUGGGUAGAGGAAAUUUUUUAGACAAUGGUAUUGGCAGUGGUGGUGGCCAUGGUGGUAAAGGGGGGCUUGGAUGUUAUAAUGGUAGUUGUGUUGACGGUGGUAUUUCAUAUGGGAAUUCAGAGUUGCCCUGCGAACUUGGUAGUGGAAGUGGAAACGAGAGCUCAGCUGAUUCAACUGCAGGUGGUGGUGUUAUAGUGAUGGGUUCUGUGGAGCAUCCGUUGUCAAGUUUGUCUGUUGAGGGUGCUGUGAGGGCUGAUGGAGAAAGUUUUGAAGAAACUCUCUGGCAACAAGAGUAUUCUGUUUCUAAUGAUUCAAGCAUAGCUCCUGGGGGUGGCUCUGGUGGUACUGUACUUCUCUUUCUGCACACAUUGACUCUUGGCGAAUCUGCUGUUCUUUCUAGUGUUGGAGGAUAUGGUAGUCCCAAAGGGGGUGGUGGUGGAGGUGGAAGGAUUCAUUUUCAUUGGUCAGACAUUCCCACUGGAGAUGUGUACCAGCCAAUUGCUAGUGUGAAUGGAAGCAUCUGUGCUAGGGGAGGAUUAGGUAGAGAUGAGAGUGGUGGUGGAGAAAAUGGAACUGUGACUGGUAAAGCUUGUCCAAAGGGGCUGUAUGGGACAUUUUGUGUAGAAUGUCCUCUUGGUACUUACAAGAAUGUUAGUGGAUCUGAUAGUUCUCUCUGUCAUCCUUGCCCUGCUUCAGAGCUUCCCCAUCGUGCCAUUUAUAUUGCUGUUCGAGGUGGCAUUGCUGAAACCCCUUGUCCUUAUGAGUGCAUUUCAGACAGAUUUCACAUGCCACGCUGUUAUACAGCCCUUGAGGAGUUAAUUUACACAUUUGGGGGACCGUGGUUAUUUUGUCUUCUACUUAUGGGUCUUCUCAUCCUCUUAGCACUAGUGCUUAGUGUUGCGAGAAUGAAAUUCGUUGGGGUUGAUGAAUUACCGGGCCCAGCUCCCACUCGGCAUGGCUCUCAGAUAGACCAUUCUUUCCCAUUCCUGGAGUCAUUAAAUGAGGUAUUGGAAACAAACAGAGUUGAGGAGUCACAGAGUCAUGUGCACAGAAUGUAUUUCACGGGUGCUAAUACUUUCAGUGAACCUUGGCAUCUGCACCACACUCCUCCAGAAGAAAUAAAAGAGAUAGUAUACGAGGGUGCAUACAACACAUUUGUGGAUGAGAUUAAUGCAAUAGCUGCUUACCAAUGGUGGGAAGGUGCAAUUUACACCAUUCUCUCUAUUCUUGUGUAUCCCCUUGCUUGGUCAUGGCAGCAAUGGCGCCGAAGAAUGAGAUUGCAACGAUUACGUGAGUUUGUGCGAUCAGAAUAUGACCAUGCUUGCUUACGUUCUUGCCGUUCACGGGCUCUCUAUGAGGGGCUUAAGGUAUCUGCAACUUCUGAUUUAAUGCUUGCUUAUGUGGACUUCUUCCUUGGUGGAGAUGAAAAGAGAACAGACCUUCCUCCUUGCCUCCCUCAAAGGUUUCCUAUGGCCAUAAUUUUUGGAGGUGAUGGAAGUUAUAUGGCUCCAUUUUCCCUUCAAAAUGAUAACAUUCUUAUCAGUCUUAUGAGUCAGUUAGUGCCCCCUACUACUUGGUAUCGACUGGUGGCUGGUUUGAAUGCACAAUUACGCUUGGUUCGUCAUGGACGGCUGAGAGUAACAUUACGAUCCGUCUUACGAUGGUUUCAGACACAUGCUAAUCCUGCUUUGAGAAUCCAUGGUGUAUGCAUUGAUCUUGCCUGGUUUCAGGCUGCACCUGGGGGUUAUCGCCAGUAUGGACUUUUGGUGUAUUCUGUUCAUGAGGAAAGUGAACCCAUAUCCUUGGGAAAUACCGAUGGAGGAGUCAGAACUGAGCUACUUUCACGUGUGAAGACAAUGUAUGUGCAAAAUGAGUCUGCUUAUCUAAGAGAAGAUGCGCUUUUAACCCAAGGUCACCGAAGUGGUGAAGGUUUUGCAAGGCGGAAGAGGAGUUACAGAGGGCUUAUAGAUACUAACAGCUUACAAAUGCUUGAAGAGAAGAGAGAUAUGUUUUGCCUUCUCUCUUUCAUAGUCCACAAUACCAAACCUGUUGGUCAUCAGGAUCUUGUUGGCUUAGUCAUGUCAAUGCUACUUUUAGGAGAUUUUAGCUUAGUUUUGCUUACAUUCCUCCAGUUGUAUUCAAUAUCAUUGGUGGAUGUCUUUCUGGUUUUGUUUAUUUUACCUCUUGGCAUUCUUCUUCCAUUUCCUGCUGGCAUAAAUGCUUUAUUCAGUCAUGGACCAAGGCGCUCUGCAGGUCUUGCACGUUUCUAUGCUCUGUGGAACAUAACAUCCUUAAUUAAUGUCGGUGUUGCAUUUCUUUGUGGGUAUGUCCACUAUAACAGUCAGUCGACAUCAAGUCAAAGGAUCCCAAACUUUCAGCCAUGGAAUAUUAACAUGGAUGAAAGUGAAUGGUGGAUUUUUCCAGCUGGACUGGUUUUGUGUAAACUUUUCCAAUCACAACUCAUAAAUUGGCAUGUUGCGAAUCUAGAGAUCCAAGAUCGCUCAUUGUAUAGUAAUGAUUUUGAGCUAUUUUGGCAGUCAUGACCAUCAUUUCAAAGGGAUAUACUUACACGUUAACAAGGUUCUUCUGUUCAGUUUUUUAAUGCUCUAUUUUUGUAUGUAGUUUGAGAGUAACAAGUGAGUUCUUGACACAGAAGUAGAAAUAGAAACAAAAGGAGAAAAAAAAAUCAAAAGAACAAUAUUAGAGUGAGAAAGGCAUUCGUUCUUGGUAAGUUCUCAAGUUUUUUCUUGUAAUUUUGGUAGUAACCAAUGUAAAUAAAGAAUUGAGCAUACUAAUGUUUUAGUGAGUUCAUUUGUAUAUUUAUUUCGAUCUAAAGGUGUAUUGUAGGGAUCCACCUUUUGAAGCUUCACAAUUGACAAGCAUCCAUUUGGAGUUGACUGGCUAACAUGUUUUAAAGAUUUAAAAUGGUUAUUGAGGUUGAAGUCUCUCCUGAUCUUAAAUUUAAUUUUCUUAGUGGAAGGACAGGCUUCAACUUUAAAUGAGCUGUACUGUUCGGUUUGUCUCAGGAAGAUACGUCUUACUGCAAAUUUUCAACUAGGCAAACCGCUCCCUGGGAAUUCCUGCCAAGGUUUAAAUGUCUUGCCAUCCAGUUUAACACUAACAUUCCAGAUGGUAGUCCUCUUCCCUUUGUUAAAAUUACGCAAUUACAUCUAGUAUUUUGUUUUUGUUGGAAUGAUACCAGAAUCAAAACUAUGUAAGCAAACUAUUUAAAAAUUAGUGGGAUAGAGACAAUAAGAUAGCUCCUAACUUGAGUUGUAACAGAUGACCAUCGGUAGUAUUGUUAUCCACCUCAAUAUAAGCAAUUACUUUCAAGAAAAAUAAAAAUUGAAGCAGUCGCAACUGAAAUCUUCUUCAUGGAACAAUACAGGUACUUUGAUCAUUUGAAUUAUAGGAUCUUUUAGAGCAGAUUCCAACAGUUCGCUACCCUUUUCGUACUCUUUAGCAUGUAACUUGAGAAGUCCAUCAAGAUUACUUUUGUGUAAGAUGGAAUUCCUUACAAUAAACUAUAAAAGAAAUUAAUUUUAUUCUCUGAAAUAACAAACAAAUAAUAUAUUAAUCAAAUGCAGUUAAUCUUGCAAAGCACAAAAAAAGAAGAAGGUGUAACAGGCCCAACUACCCAACCCAAGACAUCUAAACGGUUUGGUUUAAAAGCCCAGUCGCCAAAACAGAAUGACUUCCCUAUAAUAUUGAGGAAAACAGAGAUUCAAACUGAGACCGAUCAGAUCGUCGGAUUCUAUAAGUCCUGUAAUUGUUAUAGAUUCCGAAUAAAAAGUCUACAUAUUUCAGAAGGCUGGUUUUACGGUGGAAUUUGUUUCAAUGGGAAAUCAAAGCGAGCCCCUUUACUUAAAACACAUUUUGACGAACAUUUGGCGGGCUCGAAGGGCUUUGCUUCAUCUAGUAAAUUAAACUUUUUUUUUUUUUUUUUUUUACAAAAAAGCUUGUAAUUCGUUAAAAAAAAAAAGAACUAGAUAACCCAACCAUCUGAUUUUGGUGUACCUGAUUCGAGAGCUUGAGGCGGCGAACUUUCAUCUUACCUACAAUGCUUCAUUCGAACGAGUUCAAUUUAUUCAUUCUAAUCUAUCUUUUAAUCUUCAUUGCUAGCAGCUCAAUUUUCAGUUAUGGCAAAAUUUUUGCAGGCUUGACGACAGCGUUUUGAAAGUUGGGAAGGAGCUAGAGGAAACUUUGCUGUUUCGAAUGGGUUCUCGAGUUUACCAACUACAAGCGCUCAAAUCGUUAACUUGGUACAAAGUGAAGAUAUCGUAUCCAGCUUCUGUAUGUAAUUUCUUUUCCAUGGUUUGCCUCUUUGUGGCAUUUUUAUUUUCAAAAACUGAUUUUUGCUUUUUAUUGGAUGAUUCCUGCAAGUUUUUCUUCGCAAUUGAAGAUGGGGAAUUCAGAUUCUGGGUUAAACAGGAAUAGAAGAGUGUUGAAUACAGAAAAUUUGAUAUUCAAAACUGAUAGUCUUGACACGAUUAAUGAUCAGGGUGGGCUGCACGUUUUGGUGACUGUGGAGCCUCAAGAUUUUGUUGCAAUGACCAACACAAAUUAUGGAGAGUUCAUCAUCUUUAAUAUUUUUUGCGAUGAACUACUGUUGGGCAUCCCUUACAAAGCUUGGUGGAUUGUAGUCUUUGCCUUGUUUAGUGUUGGCAUUGAUUUAUCCUCGCUAUCUUCCAUCAUAUCUGCUAGUUAGUCAGAAUGUUGCCAAGCAGUCUUGAGACUUGUGUUUAAGAUACGGAAUAAUUGUAUCAUUGUGGAGCAUCUGUUGAUUGUUAUGUAUGGAGAGGUGUUGGCGUAACAAAAUUUUCAGAAAUGUAACUGUAGCAAAUUUUGGGAAUG
Durio zibethinus is the source of this 7305-nucleotide messenger RNA. Lineage: Eukaryota; Viridiplantae; Streptophyta; Magnoliopsida; Malvales; Malvaceae. The record is from RefSeq and is a predicted model, not a curated record.